GGCGGGGCUAAUAUUGAGCCGAGUUAAGAUCGGAAGUCACGCGGUCUUCUGCGCUCAUUGUGGCUUUGCGUAGGAGUGAUCCCCUGCAUUGAGGGCGUCGUGAAUUUUCUCCCCAGGGUUUAUCACUCCAAGGCAAGGUGUAACCCAACCCGCCAGGCGCCCGCCGAGCCCACCCCUAUCUAGCGGUUCAAACUAAACUAAUCAAUCUUAAACCAGAAGUUCACCUCUUCUCAGGGCGACUAGCGGUGUGUUUAUGUCUUUGUUUUGUGAAAACGGCGAGUACCUGGACGACAGGAGCUACGGAUGGGAAAGUGCUAUAGUGCAGCUACCAGAACCUAUUUGGGGGGAACUUAGUCAACGAGCUCGAAGCCUGGAGCCUCAGUGGCCGUACCCUUUUCAUGUCAGAGACAAAGUACUCUUGCAGUUGUUUAUGUCAUCCCCUCUCCACACAGAAGAUACUAAUAAUUGCCAAUUCAAGAUCUUCUCGUCUUGCUGAUAAACCAUACGGGAAGCCAAAAUGUCCAUCAAUGUCAACCGCAGUGUGUCAGACCAGUUCUACCGCUAUAAAAUGCCCCGUCUGCUCGCUAAGGUGGAAGGCAAGGGGAAUGGAAUUAAGACCGUCAUUGUCAACAUGGUUGAUGUUGCCAAGGCUCUAAAUCGGCCUCCGACAUAUCCCACCAAGUUUUUUGGAUGCGAGUUGGGAGCCCAGACCCAGUUUGAUGCCAAGAAUGACCGCUUCAUUGUCAACGGAUCUCACGAGGCGAACAAACUGCAAGACAUGCUAGAUGGAUUCAUUCGCAAGUUUGUGCUGUGUCCUGAGUGUGACAAUCCUGAAACUGAUUUGCACAUUAAUCCCAAAAAGCAGACCAUUGGAAACUCCUGCAAGGCCUGUGGGUACCAAGGCAUGUUGGACACCAGACACAAACUGUGCACCUUCAUUCUCAAGAAUCCACCUGAGAAUGAUAGUGGCUCUGUGAAAAAGGAGAAAGAAAAGAAAAACCGAAAGAAGGACAAAGAGAAUGGCUCAAGUGGUGGAGAGGCUGGGAACCAUAAUGACAUAGACGCCCCUGAUGCUGUGGACGGGGAUGAUGAUGAUGAAGACUGGGCUGAGGAGACCACAAAAGAGGCCCAGCGGCGCAGAAUGGAGGAGAUCAGCGAGCACGCCAAAGGCCUCACACUUACCGAAGACUUGGAGAAGUCUCUGGAGGAGAGGGUCAACAUAUUUUACAGCUUUGUGAAGCAAAAGAAGGACAGUGGAGCAAUUUACUCUGCAGAUAAAGAGAUUUUGGCAGAGGCUGAGAGGCUGGAUGUGAAGGCCAUGGGUCCUCUGAUCCUGAGCGAGCUGCUCUUUGAUGAGAACAUUCGAGAACAGAUCAAGAAGUUCAAUCGUCACUUCCUCAGGUUCUGCCACAAUAAUAAGAAAGCUCAGAAGUAUCUGCUGGGUGGAUUUGAGUGCCUGGUGAAGCUGCAUCAGAGUCAGCUCUUGCCGCGAGUCUCCAUUAUACUCAAAGACUUGUAUGACGCAGACCUGGUGGAGGAAGAUGUCAUCCUUGCGUGGGCUGAAAAGGUCUCUAAGAAGUACGUCUCCAAAGAGUUGGCUAAGGAGAUUCAUGCCAAGGCGGAGCCCUUCAUUAAAUGGCUCAAGGAGGCAGAGGAGGAGAGUGAAGGCAGUGAGGAAGAGGAAGACGAAAAGGACAAUGUUGAGGUGGUAUAUUCCUCUUCUGCCCGUGAGCUGAAAAUGGAGACCACAAAAGUUGAAAAGCCAGACCAUGAGGAGGAUGACAUUGACAUUGAUGCCAUUUAAAGAUAAAACCAAAAAGCUUAAAUUGCCUCUUGACAUAUUACUAAGCUUCUUUUUGUCCGAUGCAUGCCUUGUCACCUCCUUUGGCCUUCUCUUCAGCUGUUGGCCUGGGUUAGUGCUCUGCUGAAAGUCUUCUCACCUACUCCCUUGAUGAAUUGUUGCUGUACUUUGGAUGCAUUCAUUUCUUAGAGUAUAGAACAUUUAAUGCACAUUAUUUCCCCUUGUAUUUUUGCAACUAAUAAAGAUUUGCCUGUGAAUUCCA
This is a messenger RNA of Xyrauchen texanus (razorback sucker), 2063 nucleotides long. RefSeq names its product eukaryotic translation initiation factor 5-like. Gene Ontology annotation, molecular function: eukaryotic initiation factor eIF2 binding; translation initiation factor activity; GDP-dissociation inhibitor activity. NCBI's taxonomy places the organism in Eukaryota, Metazoa, Chordata, Actinopteri, Cypriniformes, Catostomidae. Gene Ontology annotation, biological process: formation of cytoplasmic translation initiation complex; translational initiation; formation of translation preinitiation complex. The transcript has 12 exons. Gene Ontology annotation, cellular component: cytosol. The coding region runs from base 518 to 1804 and encodes 428 amino acids. The record is from RefSeq and is a predicted model, not a curated record.